This is a messenger RNA of Bombus terrestris (buff-tailed bumblebee), 3393 nucleotides long. RefSeq names its product zinc finger protein 567-like. Gene Ontology annotation, biological process: regulation of transcription by RNA polymerase II. Bases 1 to 2049 code for a protein of 682 amino acids. Lineage: Eukaryota; Metazoa; Arthropoda; Insecta; Hymenoptera; Apidae. Gene Ontology annotation, cellular component: chromosome. The record is from RefSeq and is a predicted model, not a curated record. Gene Ontology annotation, molecular function: chromatin insulator sequence binding. The transcript is spliced from 2 exons.
AUGUCAUUAUUUUCAUAUUUAUUUAUCUCCGUGUGUUUGACACAUUCUUCGCGUCUCUCCGCAAUUUUUAAAUUUUGUACGUUCGUCAUACGCGAGUUCGUACGUUUUAGAAUCGAAUACGAAGAUAUCAAUAAAAUCAAUGUAACCCCCCAAAAAAACAGAAUAGUGCGGAAUAAAAAAAAAAUCACUCCCAAUCUUGCAAACCUCAUAUACCAUACAUUUCUAUUCAGACAAAAUCACAUAGAAAUCUGUAAAGACGACUUAGAUCAGCAGGACCGAUCUUGUGGAAAACUCCUCACCACGGAUUCUUCCGGUCGAUUCAUCGUUGGGGAGGACUCUGUACCCAUGCAAUUAUGGCAGCACGUCGAUCCCGAUGGUAAAUUACACUACUCGUUGGUGCCUGUGUUGGACGACAAGAAAAUGUUAGAACUUUCGAAAGAAAUUACCGAAGAAAAUCCCAACGUCUCCCUAACAUGUGUAAAAAUGGAGACCGAUGAAGAAGAGAAUAACGUGAAAACCUACGUCGGCAGUUUGGUGCACUUAUACAACUUUUACACGUGUGACAAGUGCAAUAUGAACUUCCCUAUGGAAAGUAUGUUAAACAGGCACAAGAUGUCCAACAAGCUGAACUCGUGGCUUCGUAGAAAACGACUGAACUCUAGACAUCGAUCGAAGAUAUCUUCGGGAAAACAGAUUAAGCCAGUGCAAUCGCAGAAACCAAGGAAGAAAAGAAGGUACGGUUGCACAUCCUGUGAGUUUAUCUGUAGCGAAAGGUCCAUGUUAAACGUUCAUAUUAGAAAGAAACACAAGUCUAUAGUCAAAAAAGAUUUUAAAAUCUUGUGCAUCAUUUGUAACAGAAAAUGUGGUACUCGGUCUAAUUUGAAGAAACACAUGGAGGAACACAGAGACCGGAAGACGACUUACUUUACGUGCAAUAGUUGCAACUUCUUGUGUAAAAGAAGCAGCACUCUGAUUUCUCAUAUAACGCUGAAUCAUCAGCCGCUUAAUAGCGAGGAAAUCCCAAAGAAGAGAUGCAACGAUAAACCUUCAGAAAAGGAAGAAUCUAGAGGAACCUGUUUAAAGGAGCAAGAUAAGGACAAUUCGACCGUCUCAAGCACUGCGUUCGAGUUCGAAUGCAAGAAUGAACCUUCAGUGGCCACUCGCGCGAGCAAGAAACAAAGUAAAAAGUCUGUCGAGGAACAAUGCAAUCUGUGUGACUUUAAAUGUGCAAAGAAAAGUACGUUAUACUCGCAUAAGCGGCAGCAUAAGAUGGAAAUCAGCGAAGAGUACUCGUGUAACGAAUGUUCAUUUAAGACUUAUAAAAAGUCAUCUUUAUAUUCACAUAUAAAAAGGAAGCAUAAGGUACCAAAAUCGUGCACGUCCGAUGGUCAACCGCAAUUAUUUUAUUGCACUCAAUGUGACUAUAAGAAUAAGAAUAAAUACGAACUAAAAGUACACGUGGCCAGGAAGCAUACGGAUGAUUUUAAAUUUUCUUGCGAGACUUGUGGAAAGAAAUUCAAAGUAAAAGGCGAUUUAACGAAUCACAUACGUUUCAGUCAUAAAGAACAACCGGUUAUCUGUGAUGUUUGCGGGAAAACGUGCCUAAACAGCAACUCGUUGUACGUACACCAAAAAUUUGCUCAUUAUAAAGCAAAAUACGAGUGUCAAGUAUGUAAAAGGAGAAUGGUCACUCAGGAAAAUUUGAACGAGCAUAUGAUCCGACAGCACGAAAAGAGGGAGAACGUGGUUUGCGAAGAAUGUGGCAAGACGUUCUCCAGAAACAGUAGGCUAAAGGUACACAUGAGGAUCCACACAGGCGACAAACCGUACACUUGUACCAUAUGCAAUAAAUCGUUUGCACGUAGAACAGCGUUGAAGCAACAUUUGUUAAUUCACACCGGCAUCAGGCCAUACGUUUGCGAUAUUUGCGGCAAAGCAUUCACGCAGAAGCCUGGAUUGAUCAGUCAUAGAAAAUCUCAUCCUGGAUCGCAUCCUCCGCUUCCAAGAGUGUUGAUCGACCAUAUAUUAAACGAUGUGAUGAAUAAUUGAGACUGUUAAUUGUAUAAACAAUUGAAGUGGGUCGUUUAAGGGCGAAGUCUGGAUUGAGAACUGUUUUACAGCGAACAGUCUCGUGCAAUUAACGCUUUAUGGUUUAUGUUAUUAUUAGAGAUUAUACCUUUGCGAUCUUUCACGUUGAAUUGGAUUUGACAUUUUAUUUUAUUGGAUAUUUUUCAUUUCUAAGAGAGAAGUAGCAGAAAGUGUGUUUUUCGCUUCUUUUCGAUCAUAGAGUUAAUAUUUAUCUAAAGAGAAAAUGGUACAGGUAUUUAUAUAAUGGCGUAAAAUAUAUAAAGAUUUUUCUAUUAAAGUUUAAAGUAAAAUUUUUCUAUUAAAAAAAUAAAAAUUAACAUUGCCAAAAAAUUUUCUCAAACUAAAGAUUUCAUCUCUUGUACCAUUUUAUCCUCGUGUAAAACAUUCUGUUUUGUUACAAUUCAAUCUAAUAGAAGCACAGUAGAACAUUCCUUAUGGAAACACCCGUUAUCCUCCACGUUAUCUCUCAACUGUAUUAUUAAAAAAUUGAUCGGUUUGAUCGAACACCUUUGUCCCCCAAUUAGUUCGUACAGCGCAAAUUCUAUUGUAUUUCAACAACAGUACAUGUUACUUUUUAUAAAAGCAUAAAAUAAAUUAAAUUUAUUUUAAAUGCGACGCAAAACAGUGGACCGCAAAGAGUCGAAGAACAAUGUCAAAAGUUAAGUUACUCGUAAGAUAUAACGUGUAUACGAUAACCUAUCGUCUAUGUCAUUUUUAUAAUUUGCUAGCGUUAUUAUGACACGCUAUAGAGAUUUAAAAUUUCCAGAAAGAGAAUCUCUAUGAAAUCAACUGUUUUUGUAUGCAGAGCAUACAAUUCACCUUCUCUUGCGUUUGUAGUACGUACUGCGUUGCAUCCUCAUUUUUGAAAGCUAUAUGUUUGGAAUAUUGGAAUUAUCUCCACUCCUAUUUAAAAUAUCGAAACAUUUAAAAACGGAUUUCCAAACGAUUGUUUAAAUUUUUGUUUAAAUUCUAAUCAUACGCAUUAAAUUAUUUGUAAAAAAAUACUAUUUUAUAUUAAAAUUGUUAUUGGGCAAUUUCGUUCAUUUGUAACACUCCGAAUAUAUAUAUAUAUACACCUUGCAUAUCUAUAAAAUACAUCAUACUGCAAGAUCUUUCUUAUAUAUAUAUAAUAUAUCCGACAUUGAAUCGAGUCUCUCAUAGUGUUAUAUUCAACAAUGAUAUUCAUUAAUCUUCAUUACAGUUCCAUUACAGCGAAAUGUUUAUUAUCCGUCCAAUGAAGUUCUUCUAUUUUCGCUUGACUAAUUUCCUGUAAUUUAACGAUAAUUACACAGCAAUUGAACAAUU